Molecule: messenger RNA, 1248 nt
Organism: Malassezia sympodialis ATCC 42132
Lineage: Eukaryota; Fungi; Basidiomycota; Malasseziomycetes; Malasseziales; Malasseziaceae
Source: RefSeq, a predicted model, not a curated record
AUGGCCGCCCACGCCGGCGACGAGGCAGCAGACUGGUGCGUGCUGGCCGAGGCGGCGGUGGCGCUGCCGCCGACCAGCACACUACCGCGGUUGCGUGCAGAGCCCAAGCUCCCAUACAUUGUCGAUGCGCUGCGCAAGCUGCGGGCUGUGUAUGCGCCACCCCCUGCGUCCGUGGCGCCGGCCGUAGACGAGGACCUGCAGAACCGCCUCGAUGCAGCGCGCGCUGAGCCUACCGAGCGCGCCUACGUGCUCAACUGGCUCGGGCGUCUCGUCGAGUCGGAGCUCGCGUGGAUCGAUGAUACGCCCGAGCGCCGCGCGGCCGUGGAAGACGCCGCGCAGAUCCUCGCAGGAUGCACGUCGGCCCUCGAAGCGGGAGAUCUGCUCCGUGACUUUUGCUUUCCCACUCCGGACGCCGACGUCCCGCCGCCCUUCGAAGGCACGCCGGUACUGCAGGUGCACAUGCGCGUGCGCGACGCAUCGCUGCCCCCCUCCGACCAGCACAGUCGCCAGGGCGCCGCCGAGGCCGCCGCAGCCGUCGGCGUGCAGACGUACGCCAGCUCGAUUAUCAUGAGUGACCUAUUUGUGCGGCGCCCCGGUGCGUGGCAUACUGCACUUGAGCCGGGUGCGCCGCGCCGCGCGCACUUCCGGGCUAUGGAGCUAGGUGCAGGGACAGGGAUCGUCGGUAUGGUCGUUGCGCGUGCCCUUAGCGAGGGCGUGCUGCCGGUCGACCACGCCACCGUCGGCCUUACCGACUACCAUGCCGAUGUCUUGGCGAACCUGCAGUACAAUGUGAAGCACUACUUGGGCCUCGCGAGCGGUCGCGUCACGAUCGAGUGCGAGCCGCUCGACUGGCGCGCGAUGUACGACCUGGUGUGCCCUGAGCGUGCGAGUGGCGCGGCAGUGCCGUGCCGGCUCCCACCUGCGCAUUCGUACGACCUCCUGUUGGCCGCCGACCCGGUGUACGACCCGAUGCAUGCGACGUGGCUCAUGGGGGCGAUAUCGUACCUGCUCGUGCAGCCGGACGUGGAUCCCGAGGCUCGUGCACACAUUCUGCUGCCUGUGCGCACGGCCGGCCGUCUCGCAGGCCUGUAUAAGACGGUGGAUGAGGCCCUUGCGACGCAUGUCCCACAGAACGGCUUCCGCCUCGCGGUCGUGCACCGCGCGCAGUGGCCGCGCCGCCACGGCCUCGGACGGCAGGACGAGAGUGCCUACAUCUGGACGGCCCUCGCGUGGGAGGCGCUUGCAUAA